GCUGAGUGUCUGGUGAUUUGUCCGACCAGUUCUAAGUGAUGGGUUCAUAUUCUGGUAGUUGUGAAAUUAUUGAGGUGAAAGAUGAGCUGGUGAUGUUCCAACGUUCUGAAAGGUCAGGACAAGUACGAGAAUCAGGCAGAAAACAGAAGCCUCCUUUGGUUAGAAAAGGACCUAAUAAAUUCUUAGAAGAUGAUAUUAAUCAUCUUUUUGCAUCCAUCGAUCUAAGAUCAUCAAAAAGUCUGGAUUUGUCAGAUCAUGUGAGAAGAGAUGCCUCAAAAAGGCCGAUGAGGGGCGGUGGAUCUCAUUCUCCAGGAAUUGGGUUUUCAGAGCCAGUCUCUCUGAAGCAGGCCUUACGGGGUUUAUGCAUUUCACAGGCGGCAGAAAUGGCGGCAAUGAAGCGGCUAUCCAAGCCACCGGGUUCUCCAAGCAUUACAGAAGCUGGAAGGAUUACAAGCUCUUACAGGUUUGCAGAUCCAAGCGAAUCUGGUUUCAUUCACACAGAGAGACUAGUACAAGAUGAAAGCACUUCAGGAACACUCGACAAAGUGCCCCAUUACCGCCAAGAACUGUAUGUUAAAUCAGCAAACCAUAGUCCCCAUUCUUCUCCACGACUUGUCAUUAAGCCAUCCAUCUCAAUGCGCCAAAAUAACAGAAUAGUGCCGGCAGAAAGCACGUCUAACUCUUCUCAGAGGCCGCCUCAGUACAUUGGAGAUCCAAAGCUACAGUCACGAGGUCAAAGUACCCUUUGUUCUCCUAAAUGUGUUAGUAAACAGACUAUUAAGAGUGCGGAGUCCGUUGCCAAGCAAAAUGAGAGAAUAUUUCUGGAAGAAAAUGUCCCGAACUAUGGUAAAAAGGUCUCUCAACAGCUUACACAAGCAAAGGUGAGGUUACCAAACCAAAACACUUCACGUUCGCCUAGACUUGUUGAUAAGCCAGUUAUUGUGUCUGCUGAGUCAACUGUGCGGCGAAAAGAGAGGACAAUGCCAGCAGUAAGCACAUCAAGCACUUCACAAAAGAUGCCUCGAUACCCCGAAGAACCCAAGAUGAAGUUACCAGACCAAAGUGUCCUGUCUUCUCCUAGAUCGGUUGAAGUACCAAUUAUUCAGAGUUUUAACUCCCCUCACCUGAAAAAGGAGAAUGCAUCUGUGUCGAAUCUUCAUGAGAUUAAAUCACUACGAACUGUGUCAAUUGAGGAAGAAGUCCAAACUUCAGUUGCAUCCUCAUCAUCAUUUACCUCUAAUAAUGAUGUUUUGGGGUCUGGACCAAAAAAUUUGCAGCAUAAUUCCAAUAGAAGUGCGGUUGCAUCAUUUAGAAUAGCAAACAAAAAAGCUCCUAAGCUGAGACGGAAAGCCAUAUUGCAAAAUGUCUCUUCAUCUACUGCCACGAGAAGCAACAAGGAGAGCAAAUCAAACAAAAACACCACUCAGACUGCAAAGCCAGCAGUCAAGCACAAGACCCUUGUCAAGAAGAAAGCGAAACCAGAAGCAACAGCAACAUCCGGCACUUUUAAUCUGACCUAUGAAGUAAAUGGUCCAAUGGAAUCACCUAAGCAACUUAUCUGUCAGCAAUGUCAGUGUGCUCUCAAGAAUGUAGGAAAUGAGUCUGGUAAGGGACCUACAAUUCAAGGUUCUGGAUGUACAGCCGCUGAAGCAAGUGAAAAUAGCAAUAACUGUCAUGCUACUAAACCAGGCUUCGCCAAUAACUGCCAUGAUGACAGGGUUACCCCUGUCUUGAAAUUCAACAAGGCAUCAAAAUCUAGAGAGCCAGGGGACUUUUCACAGAGCUCAAAGAGUAGUAUUGGUGAUUACAGUUGUAGCACAACCAUCAGUGACGAGAGCAAUCUAAGUGGGUCUAGUACUGGGAAUAGGCCACACAUGUCUAAAGACGGCAGGUGGGAGGCUAUCAAUCAGGUGAGGAAACAUCACGGGUUCUUGGGGUUAAAUCAUUUCAAUUUAUUGAAGAAGCUUGGUUGUGGAGACAUUGGCACAGUGUAUCUUGCUGAGCUGCUGGAAACUAAUUGCUUCUUUGCAAUAAAAGUUAUGGAUAAUGAAUUUUUGGCAAGAAGGAAAAAGUUGCCAAGGGCCCAAACUGAAAGAGAGAUUUUGAGAAUGCUAGAUCACCCUUUUCUACCUACGCUCUAUGCGCAGUUUACAUCGGACAACUUAUCAUGCUUAGUUAUGGAGUUUUGUCCAGGUGGUGAUUUGCAUGUCCUCAGGCAGAAGCAGCCUUGCAGAAAUUUUCCUGAACCAGCAGCACGGUUUUAUGUGGCUGAAGUCCUCCUUGCUCUGGAGUAUCUGCAUAUGCUUGGAGUUGUAUAUCGGGAUUUGAAACCCGAAAACAUACUGGUCCGGGAAGAUGGUCACAUCAUGCUUACAGAUUUUGACCUCUCACUCAGAUGUUCAGUUAAUGCCACUCUUCUAAAAUCAUCUUCAUUGGGGGUUGAAGCUCCCAGGAUUUCUGGUCCAUGCGCGGGCUCUAAUUGUAUUGAUCCAUUUUGUUCUGGACCGUCCUGUCAAGUUUCUUGCUUUAGCCCCAGAAUUUUACCUGCCACCGCACGAGCAAGAAGGCUGAAAGCAGAAGCUGCAGCCUUUAACAGAUCAUUGCCUCAGCUUGUGGUAGAGCCAACAGAAGCACGGUCCAACUCAUUUGUUGGUACACAUGAAUAUUUGGCUCCCGAGAUCAUUAAAGGUGAGGGCCAUGGGAGUGCUGUUGAUUGGUGGACUUUAGGUGUUUUUCUUUACGAGCUUCUAUAUGGGAAGACACCAUUUAAAGGUUCUGGAAAUGAAGAAACUUUGGCCAAUGUGGUCAUGCAGAACCUCAGAUUUCCCGAUAGCCCGCUUGUCAGUCUUCAGGCAAGGGAUCUAAUCAGAAGACUUCUUGUGAAGGAGCCUGAGAAUCGAUUGGGAACAGAAACAGGGGCUGCUGAGAUUAAACGACACCCCUUCUUCGAUGGUAUGAACUGGGCAUUGAUAAGGUGUGCCAUUCCACCUGAAGUACCUGAUCUUUGUGACAUUGGAUUUACAAAACUAGCUUAUAAGGAGAAGAGCAACAUGUUUUUAGAGUAUAGUUCAAAAGAGCAUUCAGAAUUUGAGUUGUUCUAGUAAAUCUCUAUACCACUCUGGUUAGGAUGUACCCUCUGCAUCCACUCCUUGUAAUUAUGUGAUAUAAAAUGCUGAGAACAUGGGAAUUUUUCAUCUACAUCACAAGAAUCAAAGUUA
Molecule: messenger RNA, 3218 nt
Organism: Solanum verrucosum
Lineage: Eukaryota; Viridiplantae; Streptophyta; Magnoliopsida; Solanales; Solanaceae
Product: serine/threonine-protein kinase KIPK2-like
Exons: 2
Coding region: 39-3101 (1020 amino acids)
Biological process (GO): protein phosphorylation
Cellular component (GO): plasma membrane; nucleus; cytoplasm
Molecular function (GO): protein serine/threonine kinase activity; ATP binding
Source: RefSeq, a predicted model, not a curated record